AAAUUUAGGUCUUUUAUCCAAGUUGAAGUACCUAAAUCUUCAGGAAAAUCAAAUCAGUGGUUCUAUCCCCUAAGAAAUAGGAAACAUGAAGAGUCUCAUCUACCUAAAUAUGGUGCAAAACCAAAUUCUUGGUCCCCUACCUCCAACUUUGGGUCUUUUACAUAGGUUGAAACACUUAUAUCUUGGGACAAAUCAAAUCAAUGGUUCCAUCCCCUUGGAAAUAGGAAAUUUGAAGAAUCUAGCUUACCUGGAUCUUGGUUCGAAUUAUUUAGAAGGUUCAAUACCAGGAGAAAUUGGGAAUGAAAAAUCCUUGAAAUUCAUGAACCUUGGGCAGAAUAGAUUGAGUGGUCUCAUCCCCUUCCAUAUUGGUCGCCUUUCUAUGCUCUCGGAGUUCCAUGUUGACUGCAACUUCAUCAGUGGAGAGAUACCUUUCCAACUUGGGAAGUUAAAGAAUUUACAUACCUUGAAUCUCAGCCACAAUAGUCUUACAGGUAAUAUCCCAGGAGAUAUUGGGAAAGCAAAAUCCUUGAAAUUCUUGAACCUUGAGCAUAACAGGUUCAGUGGUCCCAUCCCCUUUCAAAUUGGUCGUCUUUCUAUGCUCUCGGAAUUCUCUAUUGACCAAAACUUCAUCAAUGGAGAGAUACCUUCCGAGCUUGGCAACUUAACAAAUCUAUGGACCUUGGAUCUCAGCCACAAUAGUCUUACAGUGGAGUUGUCAUUGAGCAACAACUCCUUAAGUGGGAGCAUCCCCAUUCAAAUGGGCAAUCUCUCUUGGCUCUCACGAAUUGAUAUCAGCCACAAUUCCAUUAGUGGAUCCAUCCCUUUUCAGCUUGGGAAUUGCUUCAGUUUAAGAGAGUUAACGUUGAGCAACAACUACAUCAAUGGAGGCAUCCCCCUUGAGAUUGGCAGUCUUUCUCUUCUCUCACUAAUUGAUAUCAGCCACAAUUCCAUUAGUGGAAAGAUACCUCCGCAACUUGGGAAUUUAUUAUAUUUGGAGGCCUUAGAUCUCAGUUACAAUCACCUCUCAGGCCAAAUCCCAAUUAAAUUGCUUCAUUUUCCUAAAAGGUCUUUCAUAGGAAAUAAGGGAUUAUAUGAUCACCAUCUUAGGAACAAAGUGUUGAGGCAUGUUAAAAUUAUUCUUCCCAUCACCACUUUUGUUGUCUUGGUAUCCUUGGCUUUGUUGUUGCUUUCUAGAAGAAUACAUAGAGCUAAAAGUAAGGAAUCAUAUCCAAGUCCAAUGAAAAAUGGGGAUAUAUUCUCCGUAUGGAACUUUGAUGGAAGGAUUGCAUAUGAAGACAUCAUUAAAGUAACUGAGGAUUUUGACAUCAAAUAUUGUAUUGGCACUGGUGGCUAUGGUAGUGUUUAUAGAGCACAAUUACCAAGUGGCCAAGUAGUUGCUUUGAAGAAACUACAUCGAAUGGAAGCAGAUGAGCCGGCCUUUGAUAAGAGCUUCAAGAAUGAGGUUAAGAUGUUGAUAGAAAUACAACAUAAAAACAUUGUGAAGCUUCAUGGAUUUUGCCUGCAUAAGAGAUGUAUGUUUUUGAUCUAUGAAUACAUGGAAAGAGGAAGCUUGUUUUGUGUGCUUAGAAAUGAUGAUGAAGCUGUGGAGCUGGAUUGGAACAUAAGAGUGAAUGUCAUAAAAAACAUAGCACAUGCUUUGUCUUACCUUCACCAUGAUUGCAACCCACCCAUCAUUCAUCGGGACAAAUCAAGCAACAACAUUCUAUUGAACUCGAAACAGGAGGCUUUUGUUGCUGAUUUUGGAAAUUCUAGAUUUUUGGAUCUUGAUUCAUCCAAUUAUACUGUACUUGCUGGCACCUAUGGUUAUAUUGCCCCAGAGCUUGCCUAUACAAUUGUUGUAACGGAGAAGUGUGAUGUUUAUAGCUUUGGAGUUGUAGCAUUAGAAGAAUUGAUGGGAAGACAUCCUGGGGAACUAUUAACAUCAUUGUCAUCAUCAUCGUCUUCUUUGCAAAAUGUGAUGCUAAGUGACAUAUUAGAUACACGUCUAUCACCUCCAAGAAGCAGAAAUCUUAUGAAGAAUAUUUUGGUUGCUACUACACUUGCAUUGGCUUGCUUGCGCGGAAAACCCAAGUCUAGGCCAACAAUGAAAUUUGUGUCUCAACAGUUUGUUGCUUGCCAAACACCACUCAAGAAGCCUUUUCCAUCUAUUUCUCUAUUGGAACUUGUGAAUAGUGAAUUGAAGAUGGAAAAUGAAAUAGAAUCUCUACCAAAACUUUCAAGUCAUUCGGCCAAAUAUCAUGAUUCGUCCUUAAACGAAAUCCUUGAUGUAUAAUUUUGAGAAUCAAAUGGCUACCUUGUUUUGACAAGAGAUUGUCAAUAAAAACAACUUGUUCCUUAUUUAGUUAAUAAAUGGAGUACCUGCAU
Molecule: messenger RNA, 2385 nt
Organism: Rubroshorea leprosula
Lineage: Eukaryota; Viridiplantae; Streptophyta; Magnoliopsida; Malvales; Dipterocarpaceae
Source: the annotation of a GenBank genome assembly